UACUGUAAUCUGUGGUUAUGAAGAAUACAGGUUAAAAUUCUUCAGUUUGAUAAUUAAAUUUGGAUUUUUAAUUAUUGACUUCACUUUCCAGCAGAGACAACUUUUCAGUGUUAUCUGUGGACCAGUCCGCUGAAUGAGUUCACAGUUUUUUGAGAAUUUAUGACUUCACACCAUUGAAGCUAACAUAGGCUGAAAAAAUGAAUAAUCAAGUGAACGAUCCUACUGAAGAUCUAAUUCAGGAAAAUAUAGCUAAAUGGCAAAGCCCCUCAAAUCCGUUGGCACCGUUAAAUGAGGAGCAACAGGAUUUGAUUUACCAGCUUGAAGAUAUCAUAAAAGAAAACUACUUUGGUCAAGAGUCGUCUACUCAAACAGUGAAAGGACAAAUUGUAAAAGAGGUUCCUCUGAUCGAUUCAUAUAAAAGCUUCAUCAAAUGGUUCACACAAAUUGAGAAUGAAAUUAAAGAUGAAACGUUGAAUGAAUUCCAAAGCUACUAUUACAAAUUGAAACAGCAAGAUGAUCAUGUUGAAAAAUUAUUCAAAAAUGCGUGUGAAUCAAAUGAAUACUUGGAAUCGCUCUUACAAACACAUAAAGACGUCAUCUCGAAAACAGAUUAUUUACAUGAUUUGAGUGAAGAUCUAAUGAAACAGCAAAGAUUACUAAAACUUAAAAAAGACGAAUUGAAUAAUGAACUGAAAUAUUUUAUCAAACCAGAGGAGUUAUUGAAUGAAACGAAGAAUGUUAACUCCAAAGCUUUUACUGAAGUUUUAGAUACAAUUGUUGAUAGCAUCAAAAAUUUGAGUAUUCGUGAAGAUUAUAAAGAAGCACGCAUUUACAAAAUGAGAAAUGAAAGUCUUUUGAUCUCACUUCUGAACGAUGUGUAUAAAUUAUUUAAUCAAGUUAUAACUGACGCAAGUAGGCAAAUUAUAGAUCCAGAAAAUAAGGCUAUUGGCAUUGCAGAUCAUGUGGCUAGCAAUGAUUUAAAUGCUGAAAGUUCUUAUUCCCUAUACUAUGGCAAAUUCCAAAGUGCAGCCCAUAAAGUUACAGUAAUCGUAUCUUAUCUGGAAGAAAAAAAAGAAGAGAAUGAAAACUUUAGAAAUGCUUUGCUGGAUUGUCAUAAAAUGUAUCUUAGUGAAAGAUUACCACUACUUACUGCUGCAGUAUCGAAAGCUUUGAGUGAAAUUAAAGAAAAAUAUAAAAAUGAAUUCAAUACUUUAUUCAGAUCAUGUGGACAAUUCAUCAUGAAAGUUUGUCAGGAUGAAGUGAACUGCUUCCAAUAUUUUUUCAAAAAUUCUUCAGAACAAUUUGAGAAUUAUUUAGCAAUAUUAUGCCAGAGUUUAUAUGACAUUCUGAGACCUUGUUUGAUCGUCAUAAACCACAUUGAAAUUUUGAGCGAAUUAUGUGGUAUUCUUCGAAGGGAAUUGCUGAAUGAAAGAGUUUUGACCAACCCAUCCUUGAAAAAAUACAUUGAAAUAAUGAAUCAAUUACUGGAGGAUGUUGAAGAGAGAUUGGUAUUUAGGACAAAUAUUUUCUUCCAGCAUGAUCUUCUAGGAUACACGCCUUCUUCAGGGGAUCUUGCUUAUCCUGAAAAAUUAAUACAGAUGGAGAAUAUUGCUAUGGAACUACAGGAAUAUCAUAGAAAUGAGUCUAGAUCUUCUGUUACUUCAGUAGAUUGCCAUGAAAUUGGUGCUCUGAAUGAGGGAUCGGUGAGUCAGUUCCGGUCGUAUACUGGAAAUUCUCCUGCUGAUCUUCAUGCCAUGUGGUAUCCAACUGUUAAAAGAACUCUAGUUUGCUUGUCGAGACUCUACUUUUGUUUGGAUAAGGAAACAUUUCAAGGUUUGGCCCAAGAAGCUCUAGCCAUCUGUAUAAAGACUGUACAAAAUGCCGCUGGUUUGAUUUCCCAAAGAAAAUCCAAAAUUGAUGGAUGCUUAUUUCAAACCAAACAUUUAUUGAUUGUGAGAGAACAGAUAGCACCCUUCCAAGUAGAUUUCACAGUCAAAGAAGUUGGUCUAGAUUUUAGUAAUGUUCAAAAAGCUGCCAUGCAUUUGAUAAGCCAUCGUGAUAAAAUCUUUUCAUUUGGAUCUAAUAAUGCAUUGUUGGAAUUUUUGCUGGAUGGAACACCUAAAGUCAAGGAGUAUUUGAUAGAUUCUCGUAAGGAAGUAGAUAAGCAAUUGAAAAUCUCCUGUGAGGAGUUGAUCUCCUACUGUACAAAUCUCUUGGUGGGAGAAUUGGUACAGUUUUCACAAAAAGUAGAAAACUUCUCGAAAAAUCGAGACUCAAAUGGUGAUAAAGUGACCAUUUCAUUGAAAGAUCAACCCUGGGCUGAACCUGCGGAGGUAUCGAAACUAGUGAGUGAAACUCAGAAGAAUAUAAAAAUUAAAGUACCAGAAAUCCAAAAAUCCAUGCAACUCUAUUUAGCUAAUCGUGAAACAGAAUUUAUUUUGUUCAGACCAAUCAGAAAUAAUGUAAUAAAUGCAUUUAUUAAUUUGGAGCAAACUUUAACCGUCUAUUCUUCUGAAGAUCAGUUACUUAUAGGCUGUCCAUCUGCUGUUCAGAUUGGUGUUCUCCUAUCUUCGGUUUCAUUAAGCUCUGAAAUUGAAAAAGUGAAUAAUUGAACAUAAUUAUUUUGUAUUCUAUGAAUUACAAUAAUAUAUUUUGUGAAAAUAUUAUGUUAUCUUCAUGGUUUUUAGUUGGUUAUUAUUUAUUCAGAAAAAUAUAAAUAUUUAAUAUAGCUUCUUGACUAAAAUAUGAACACAAUUUUCUUCA
Messenger RNA from Coccinella septempunctata (seven-spotted ladybird), 2763 nucleotides. It is a transcript of the gene Cog3, whose product is annotated as conserved oligomeric Golgi complex subunit 3. Gene Ontology annotation, cellular component: cis-Golgi network; membrane; COG complex. The record is from RefSeq and is a predicted model, not a curated record. The transcript has a single exon. Bases 198 to 2612 code for a protein of 804 amino acids. Gene Ontology annotation, biological process: intracellular protein transport; Golgi organization; intra-Golgi vesicle-mediated transport. Lineage: Eukaryota; Metazoa; Arthropoda; Insecta; Coleoptera; Coccinellidae.